Necator americanus (New World hookworm) is the source of this 504-nucleotide messenger RNA. RefSeq lists its product as uncharacterized. Lineage: Eukaryota; Metazoa; Nematoda; Chromadorea; Rhabditida; Ancylostomatidae. The record is from RefSeq and is a predicted model, not a curated record. The transcript has a single exon. Bases 1 to 504 code for a protein of 167 amino acids.
AUGCAAUUAGCCUCUCUGGGCUUCGAAGCCGUUUUCGACUCACCACUUAGAGUCGUCUUCUUAACCUGCUUCGCGCUGAUGGAGUAUCAUGGAAAGUUCGUUCGUCUAGUUGAUGGCAUGAAUCAAUGCAUCAUCAUCAGUCUGCUUCUUGACCGAUCUCGAGUCGCCGACGAUGUUGUUAUUUUCGCGAAAAGCAGCACGAAACUUCAACAUGUUGUCAACCUUGCAUCGAAACUGGCUGUAACCUGUGAACUACGCCCUGAUAAAUGCAAGAAGAUGUCGAACGGAAUUCUGGGUGGACGUAGUGCCGAUCGAGCUCGUCGACGAGUUCUGUUAUCUGGGCUGUGUGUGGUGUAUGUGAUGGGUGUGGUAUAUGUGUGUGUGUGGUGUGUGAAACGAAGUUCCAAAAAGGAGCUGCGACGGACCCAACGGCGUCGAACUGUUGUGCCGUGGUGCAGUGGCAUCGCGCAGUACUUUUGUGUGCAUCUUGCGAAAGUUCAAUGA